Erythranthe guttata (spotted monkey flower) is the source of this 2623-nucleotide messenger RNA. Its product is annotated as Leucine-rich repeat protein kinase family protein. The record is from RefSeq and is a predicted model, not a curated record. Gene Ontology annotation, molecular function: protein binding; ATP binding; protein kinase activity. Gene Ontology annotation, biological process: protein phosphorylation. Lineage: Eukaryota; Viridiplantae; Streptophyta; Magnoliopsida; Lamiales; Phrymaceae.
UUUCAGUUAGCUGGUUGCUUCAUUUGAGGGUAAUUGGUAGUAAAAAAAAAUUUCCUACCAAUUAAUGAAGGCUUAAUUAUAUUCUGUUCCGACCAGAGUUUCUUCGAACAUUUCGGUUUCUCCAGAACCUCGUUUCUGCUGCUAAGACUAAGAAUUAUACGAUAAACCACUUUCCACGAAUUGAAUGGCGAAAACCCGAACCGAAGCCCUCCCGUUUCUGUUCAUCGUUUUGAUUUCGAUCUCUUACACAGAGCAGAUACAGUUACACUCGUCCCAAACAGAAACCCUACUCAGAAUCAAAUCCCUCCUAAAUUCCCCACCUUCCCUUCACAACUGGAACACCACCACCGAUUUCUGCAACAUCGAUACCAUCGUUUGCUACGAACAGAACAUAACUCAGCUGCACAUUGUCGGAGAUUCAAACGCACCUCGAUUACCUCAAGACUUUUCGAUCGAUUCAUUCGUCACCACUCUCGUAAAACUUCAAAACUUAAAAGUCCUAACAUUAGCUUCUCUUGGCCUGUGGGGCCCACUCCCUAACAAACUCACUCGUUUAUCCUCCCUUGAAAUACUAAACUUGACCUCGAAUUUCCUCCAAGGAAAUAUACCGACUGUUAUAUCAUCGUUCAAACAUCUUCAAACAUUAAUACUCGACUGCAAUAACUUCACCGGUGGGAUUCCGGAUGGGAUUGGUUCACUUUCCGAUUUGGCUGUUUUGAGUGUAAAGAACAAUUCUUUAUAUGGAUCUUUGCCUCGUUUGUUGGGAAAUUUGGUAAACCUAAGAGUUCUUGUAUUGUCUAAUAACAAUUUCUCCGGCGAAGUACCUGAUUUGAGCAGCUUAACGAAUCUUCAAGUUCUUGAUUUGGAGAACAAUGCACUUGGAUCUCGGUUUCCAGUACUUGGUGAUAAAAUCGAAAGGAUUGUACUAAGGAACAAUAGAUUUACUUUCGGCAUUCCAGACAAAGUUCGAUCUUACUAUCAGCUGAAACUCUUCGACGUUUCUUCCAACAGAUUCGUGGGCCCGUUUCAGUUAUCUCUGUUGUCUCUACCAUCAAUCGCCUAUAUAAAUAUUGCAGAAAACAGAUUCACUGGAUUGCUGUCUGAAAAUCUUCAGUGCAACGAUGAGCUUUAUUUCGUGAACUUCACUGCAAAUCUAUUGACUGGAAAACUACCCAAGUGUUUAAUUUCCGAAUCUAAGAAAAGGGUCGUGCUGUAUAGUGACAAUUGUUUGUCAACCGGUGACGAAAAUCAACAGCCGGUUUCCUUCUGUAAGAACGCAGCUUUCGCUGUAGGAAUAUUACCUCAUUCUCAUAAGCAAAAACGAGCUUCUAAAGUGAUUCUUGCUUUGAGCGUAUGUGGAGGAGUUAUUGGAGGGAUAGUUUUAGUUGGGGCAACUUUUUUGGCAGUCAAGAAUCUUCUUGCCAAGAGGGCAUUACAGAAACCUACGACGACAGAAAAUGCUUCGACGAGUUAUACAUCGAAGUUUCUCAAAGAUGCAAGAUAUAUAACUCAAGCAAUGAAGCUAGGAGGACUCGGUCUUCCUGCUUACAGAAACUUCUCACUGGAAGAGCUGGAGGAGGCAACGAAUAACUUUAAUACAUCAACUUUCAUCGGAAAAGGUUCUCAUGGUCAGAUGUACAGAGGACAACUGAGGGACGGAUCCAGUGUGGCGAUUAGAUGUCUUAAAUUGAAAAGAAACCGGACCACUCAAUACUUUAUGCCUCACAUAGAAAUGAUUUCGAAACUCAGACAUCAGCAUUUGGUGAGUGCCAUCGGGCACUGCUUCGAGUACUACUUGGACGAUUCGAGCAUCAGCAGUUUAUUUAUCGUAUUCGAAUACGUACCAAACGGGACCCUCAGAAGCUGGAUUUCCGAAAGGCGUGCGAGACAAAAGCUAACCUGGGGUCAGAGAAUAGCAGCAGUUACAGGGGUGGCAAAGGGUAUCCAGUUUCUACAUACCGGGAUUGUGCCGGGUCUUUUUUCGAAUAACAUCAAAAUAACAGAUGUUUUAUUAGACCCGAACCUCAUUGCCAAAAUUAGCAGCUAUAACUUGCCUUUGCUAUCAGAUCAUAUGGGAAAAGAUCAUCUAAAAAAUUUCCUCGGCGGUUCAAAGGAGUUCAAGACCUCAAGGGCAAAGCAUCAAGAUAAGCUGGAUAUAUACGACUUUGGAGUGAUUUUGUUAGAAGUCAUCUCGGGGAGGCAAGUAAAUUCUAGAAACGAAGUGGAGGUAGUAAAAGAUCAGUUACAAGCCAGCACAUUAGCUGACGACGCAUCAAGAAGGAGUUUAGUCGAUCCAGCGGCUCAAAACUCGUGCUCGAGCGAAUCAGUGAAGACCAUGAUCGAGAUAUGCUGCAGAUGCUUGCUUAACAAUCCAGCCGAAAGACCUUCCGUUGAAGACGUUCUGUGGAAUUUGCAGUUUGCAGCUCAGGUUCAAGAUAUAUCUCAAAGCAGUGAGACCUCUCCGGUUUCUCCCCUGCAAUCUUCACGCUUAAAAACGACUAUCAAAUAAUAGACAAUGAUAAAAGACGAUCUCUCAGCUUGUGGGAUAUAUCGGCCAAGAAUAUUUUCAUUGUUUUUGCAAGUUCAGUUAUAUCAACUCCCACAUAAAUAAACCAAAUCAAAA